UUGACAUUGACAGUUUCUGUCACAACAAACCCGAAACGCCGUUGAGAGAAGUAUCUUCCCAGAAAUUAAUUCAAUCCCCACCACGAAGACCAGCCUGCUUUCACCAUGGGCACCGCGAUGUUUGCCAGAGUUACAUUUUAUCCUACGCUGCUGUACAAUGUGGUGAUGGAGAAGGUGAGUAGCCGGCGGUGGUACGACAGGAUAGACGACCACGUCAUACUGGGGGCUCUCCCGUUUCAAAGCAUGACGAAAAAGUUGAUAGAAGAAGAGAACAUAAAAGGAGUGGUCUCCAUGAAUGAGACAUAUGAACUAAAGAUCUUCUCCAAUGAUGCCGAGAAGUGGCGCGAGCACGGCGUAGCAUUCCUACAGCUCGCCACCACUGACAUCUUCGAAGCACCCAACCAGGACAAGCUGUACGAGGGCGUCACCUUCAUCAAUAGGUUUCUUCCUUACGGCGGGAAACUAGACAAAGUGGCCGACAGCGGGCACGUGGGCGGCGGUAGCGUGUACGUGCAUUGCAAGGCGGGCCGCACGCGCAGCGCCACGCUCGUCGGCUGCUACCUCAUGAUGAAAAACGGGUGGUCUCCCUCUCAGGCGGUGGAGUACAUGCGGUCAAAGCGACCUCACAUACUGCUGCACACGAAGCAGUGGCAGGCGCUCGACAUAUUUCACAGGCGACACGUGCACACAGACACACAAACAGACACGCAGAAACAUACGUAGCAAUAACUAAUAUUUAUGUUACAGUGCGAAAUUUUUGUGUCUCAGUCAUUCAGAACAGUAUUUCGAACACUGAUCUAUAUAAAUGGAUAGAUAUUUGCUCACUAAACUUACAGCCUGUCAAUUUAAACUGAUCAGUGAUUUAAAGUCUUUCUAUCUUUGUCUACUUAACAGUAUUCAUAGUUCCAUUGUUUACAAGUAAAACAAACUCAAGAUAUUAAUUGUUACGUAAAAAGUAAUUGCAUUUUGUAUGUUUGGUACAUUUAAAUAGUAAUUCUACGUUUGAGAAAACAUUACCAUGAGUUCGACUGUACAACAGGCAGAAAUAUUAUUUAUACAAGCUAAAAUUGUAUAUUUAUGUACGUUAUAUAUAUUUAUUUCUACUUUUUAUAAAGUACAAAAAAAGCAAGUACUUACAUCAUUUUUUCAGUUUUUCAAAAACUCACUUGUUUUUAUAUUUUUUGUAAAAGAAAAUCAUAAAAAGAUGCAUAAAGCUUCCAUCUUAAUCAGUCUGCAUUAAAAUAUUUCAAAUAUUGUUAUUUUUUUAAAUUUUAAUAAUAAAAUAAAUUACAUACAUACGAACACAAGAUAAAUUUAAUUUCCUUUAAUGGAUUUUUUAUUCUAAAAAAAACUUAUUUAAAUUUAUGUUUUAUAGGUUAUGUAUGCUCAAGAAUGUAUAAAAGUUUGUUCUUUUGUGUUUGUUCUUGUUUGUCAAUCAUAUUGCUAAGUAAAUUAUAGUUAAGGCCAGUCCCACCAAAUUGUAAAUUGUCAAACAAUCCAACAUGUAAAAUAUGUGAUGGUAAUGGAUUUUGUUACCUUAUCUGAAAGUGACGCCAUUUUUAAGCUAUCUGAGCCUCUAUCAGCCAGUGGUGGGACAAGCCUUUACGUUAAAAUUAACGGUUUAUAGUUUUUUUUAACAUAUUAUUUAGCACAUGUAUGUUUUUCUGUUGCUUGAUUUUUUUUAUAAAUGUAUAGACUGUAUAUAAUUUAUAACAAAUAUUGAUACAUAAAGAACUAAAUAAUCUUGCUGUGCAAAUAAAAGGUAUUGCGUACACUUUACAUAAUUUAUUGUGAUAAAAAGUAUGUCAUAAAGUUACAAACCUGUACUUUUUUUUUUAAUCUUAGUUAGGUAAAGGGGAUUUUUGUCUUGGGAAAGGCAUGUCAAUCCCAUAGUGCUGCUAGUAGAUCCUAAGAAACGAGCUGGCAUAAUCGUACAGCCGCUUCAGAUGCUGGCUCAGCCAAUAUUGACAUAAUUAUGCUUACAUCGGACGGGUUGAGCUUUAGCUGCCGGAAGAGUAGCUCGCGCUCCCGUCUGUUUCUCUCACACUCCAACAGCAAGUGUUGGAUAUCUUCUGGCUUUCUGCAUAUCUCGCAAUUAGGCGACAAAAAACCUGUACUUGUUACAUGCAAUAUAGAUUAUUACAUAUAAGGGUUAGUACUUUAACAAGGUUAUUAUCAAAAUAUUUAUUGUGGUUGAAAUUAUUUUUAUUAUUAAUUAGAUCAUUUUUACUAUGAAUGGUAAUUGUAGAUACGUGUUUAUUUCAAUGUAACUUUUUGGUAAGAAAUUAAACAAAUAUCCAACUAUAA
Molecule: messenger RNA, 2307 nt
Organism: Papilio polytes (common Mormon)
Lineage: Eukaryota; Metazoa; Arthropoda; Insecta; Lepidoptera; Papilionidae
Gene: PTPMT1
Product: phosphatidylglycerophosphatase and protein-tyrosine phosphatase 1
Exons: 6
Coding region: 106-723 (205 amino acids)
Biological process (GO): protein dephosphorylation
Molecular function (GO): phosphatidylinositol-4,5-bisphosphate 5-phosphatase activity; protein tyrosine/serine/threonine phosphatase activity; phosphatidylglycerophosphatase activity
Source: RefSeq, a predicted model, not a curated record